Messenger RNA from Dibothriocephalus latus, 279 nucleotides. The record is from the annotation of a GenBank genome assembly. NCBI's taxonomy places the organism in Eukaryota, Metazoa, Platyhelminthes, Cestoda, Diphyllobothriidea, Diphyllobothriidae.
AUGUGCCCCGGCUAUGCGGCCUGUCAAGCCCGUUCACGUGUUUAUGAACAGAAAAAUCGGGCGACGACCAUCGACGGGGCCAAGGUUUCUGCUGCGAUGGGUUUGGCACCAGCUAUGCUGCUGUGUUCAGCCAGUUGCCGAAUGAUGACUGCUCUUUGCUCUUCGGAUCGGAAGUGCUUCCGCAGCUCACGGAACGGUUGGAUCCGCUCCGUUGCUCGGAGCAUCUUCAUACUCGCUAGGGAACCCCUGCCACCCCCCCCCUCCAGUGUACAGAGUUGA